Molecule: messenger RNA, 616 nt
Organism: Rubroshorea leprosula
Lineage: Eukaryota; Viridiplantae; Streptophyta; Magnoliopsida; Malvales; Dipterocarpaceae
Source: the annotation of a GenBank genome assembly
CUUCAAACAGUUUGCGUACAACAAUGUCUCAGUUCCUGUCCUCCACAGCCCAAGGUUCCUCUCCCACCACCGCCGCCGCUGCCACCGCAGAUGGGUCUCAUCCAUUGCCGAAUCUGCAGCCGUGGCUAAUUAUCGGCCUUGGCAACACUGGCUUCGAGAUGGUAGACUCUAUAGCUGAAGCUGAAGGGAUACCAAUCAGCUCUGUUAGCUUUAAAUCUCUCUUUGGAAAAGGUUUUAUUGGAAAUGUUCCAGUUAUGCUUGCCAAGCCACAAACUUACAUAAAUUUAUGUGGUGAGUCUGUUGGUGCCAUUGGUUCUUAUUACGAGAUUCCUUUGAAGCAAGUACUAGUGAUUUUUGAUGACCCAGAUUUGCCUUUUGCCAAAUUGUGAUUACUACUACCAAAAGGUGGACAUGGUGGACAUAACGGGAUGAAAAAUAUCAUUGAUUACUUUAAAGGGAGCCGUGAUUUUCCUCGUUUAAGAAUCGGCAUUGGAGGGCCUUCCGGGAAAAUGGAUGCUGCUAACUUUGUUCUUCACCCUUUCACGAAGCAAGAAGCCAAGAACAUCAAGAGGUAUGCAAUAGUUUAGCCUGCAGGCAAUGAACUUUUAUAGGGUAA